AUGUGGGCCCGGAGCGGAGCGCGGGGCGCGCUGCUGCUGGCGCUGCUGCUCUGCUGGGACCUGAGGCUAAGUCAAGCAGGCACUGACUCGGGCAGGGAAGAGCUCCCCGACUCCUUCCCAUCGGCGCCGGCAGAGACGCUGCCCCACUUCCUGCAGGAGCCGCAGGACGCCUACAUCGUGAAGAACAAACCUGUGGAGCUGGGCUGCCGUGCCUUCCCCGCCACGCAGAUCUACUUCAAGUGCAACGGCGAGUGGGUCAGCCAGAGUGACCACGUCACCCAAGAGGGCCUGGACGAGGCCACCGGCCUGCAGGUGCGAGAGGUGCAGAUCGAGGUGUCGCGGCAGCAGGUGGAGGAGCUGUUCGGGCUGGAGGAUUACUGGUGCCAGUGCGUAGCCUGGAGCUCUGCGGGCACCACCAAGAGCCGCCGGGCCUAUGUCCGCAUCGCAUAUCUGCGCAAGAACUUUGAUCAGGAGCCUUUGGGCAAGGAAGUGCCCCUGGACCAUGAAGUUCUCCUGCAGUGCCGCCCACCGGAGGGGGUGCCUGUGGCUGAGGUUGAAUGGCUCAAGAACGAGGACGUCAUCGACCCCACCCAGGACACCAACUUCCUGCUCACCAUCGACCACAACCUCAUCAUCCGCCAGGCCCGCCUGUCGGAUACGGCCAACUACACCUGUGUGGCCAAGAACAUGGUGGCCAAGCGCCGCAGCACCACGGCCACCGUCAUUGUAUACGUGAACGGUGGCUGGUCCAGCUGGGCAGAGUGGUCGCCUUGCUCUAACCGCUGUGGCCGCGGCUGGCAGAAGCGCACGCGGACCUGCACCAACCCUGCCCCCCUCAACGGAGGCGCCUUCUGCGAGGGCCAGGCCUUCCAGAAGACUGCCUGCACCACCGUGUGCCCAGUUGACGGCGGGUGGACUGAGUGGAGCAAGUGGUCGGCCUGUAGCACCGAGUGUGCGCACUGGCGCAGCCGUGAAUGCAUGGCACCCCCGCCCCAGAACGGAGGCCGGGACUGCAGCGGGACCCUGCUCGACUCCAAGAACUGCACUGACGGGCUGUGCGUGCAAAAUAAGAAAACUCUAAGUGACCCCAAAAGCCACCUCCUGGAGACCUCGGGGGACGUGGCGCUGUAUGCAGGCCUUGUGGUGUCCGUCUUCGUGGUGGUGGUUGUCCUUAUAGUGGUGGCGGUGGUAGUGUACCGCCGCAACUGCCGGGACUUUGACACCGACAUCACCGACUCGUCCGCCGCCCUCACCGGCGGCUUCCACCCAGUCAACUUCAAGACUGCAAGGCCCAACAACCCACAGCUCCUGCACCCAUCCGUGCCUCCUGACCUCACUGCCAGCGCCAGCAUCUACCGCGGGCCAAAGUACACCCUGCAGGACUCAGCCGACAAGAUCCCCAUGACCAACUCGCCGCUGCUGGACCCGCUGCCCAACCUCAAGAUCAAGGUCUACAGCUCCGGCACCACCAGCUCUGGGCCAGGCCUGGCAGACGGGGCCGACCUGCUGGGAGUCCUGCCGCCUGGCACGUACCCUGGUGAUUUUGCCCGGGACACCCACUUCCUGCACCUGCGCAGUGCCAGCCUCGGCUCCCAGCAGCUCCUGGGCCUGCCCCGUGACCCGGGGAGCGGUGUCAGUGACACCUUUGGCUGCCUGGGUGGGAGGCUCAGCAUCCCCGGCACAGGGGUCAGCCUGCUGGUGCCCAAUGGAGCCAUCCCCCAGGGCAAGUUCUACGAGAUGUACCUCAUCAUCAACAAGGCAGAAAACACCCUCCCGCUUUCAGAAGGGACCCAGACAGUAUUGAGCCCCGCAGUGACCUGCGGGCCCACAGGCCUCCUGCUAUGCCGCCCCGUCAUCCUCACGGUGCCCCACUGCGCAGAAGUCAGUACUGGCAACUGGAUUUUCCAGCUCAAGACCCAGGCCCACCAGGGCCAUUGGGAGGAAGUGGUGACCCUGGACGAGGAGACCCUGAACACCCCCUGCUACUGCCAGCUGGAGGCCAGGUCCUGCCACAUCCUGCUGGACCAGCUGGGUACCUACGUGUUCACGGGUGAGUCUUACUCCCGCUCAGCAGUCAAGCGGCUCCAGCUGGCCAUCUUUGCCCCAGCCCUCUGCACCUCCCUGGAGUACAGCCUCAGAGUCUACUGCCUGGAGGACACGCCCGUAGCGCUGAAGGAGGUGCUGGAGCUGGAACGGACCCUGGGUGGCUACCUAGUGGAGGAGCCAAAACCCUUGCUGUUUAAGGACAGUUACCAUAACCUGCGCCUCUCCCUCCACGACAUCCCCCAUGCCCACUGGAGGAGCAAGCUGCUGGCCAAGUACCAGGAGAUCCCCUUCUAUCACAUUUGGAGUGGCAGCCAGAAGGCCCUGCACUGCACCUUCACGCUGGAGAGGCACAGCCUGGCCUCCACGGAGCUCACCUGCAAGAUCUGCGUGCGGCAGGUGGAGGGGGAGGGCCAGAUAUUCCAGCUUCAUACCACUCUGGCAGAGACGCCCGCUGGCUCGCUAGACGCCCUCUGCUCUGCGCCCAGCAGUGUGGUCACCACCCAGCUCGGACCCUACGCCUUCAAGAUCCCCCUGUCAAUCCGCCAGAAGAUAUGCAACAGCCUGGAUGCCCCCAACUCACGUGGCAACGACUGGCGGCUGUUGGCACAGAAGCUCUCCAUGGACCGGUACCUGAACUACUUUGCCACCAAAGCAAGCCCCACAGGUGUGAUCCUGGACCUCUGGGAAGCUCUGCAGCAGGACGACGGGGACCUCAACAGCCUGGCGAGUGCCUUGGAGGAGAUGGGCAAGAGCGAGAUGCUGGUGGCCAUGGCCACCGAUGGAGAGUGCUGA
Molecule: messenger RNA, 2838 nt
Organism: Rangifer tarandus platyrhynchus (Svalbard reindeer)
Lineage: Eukaryota; Metazoa; Chordata; Mammalia; Artiodactyla; Cervidae
Source: the annotation of a GenBank genome assembly